AUGGCGCCCCACGAGUGCACUCCUUCCUGCAUCGUGCGCGGUGACGGUCAUGUUACGGGCUCGCAAGGCUGCAAAGCCAAAUUCCGACGGCUGCAACAACCGGGCAAUCCGACCGGUCAACGAGCCCAACCUCGGACUGUAAUGCCCUCGGGUCCUGUCACCACUCCAAAAGCUCCCACGCCUAGCAACAAGAUAACGAAAGGCACAAACGGACCAGUGCAACCAGCGGGCACCUUGCCUGGACGUGCCCCCAAGUCUCCUCGGUCAACUAACCCGACAGCGUCACGGGAUCCAGAUGGGGAUUUCCCGGCUCUCCAGGGCCCUCCGUGUGGCGCACCAAAGAAUACGUCUCAGCCCAAGGUAGGCAGCCGAGACGGGCCUCCUCCUCCCCCCCGCACCCCCGUACCUUAUCCCCCAGCAAAGCUUCAUCCUCAUCCACCCCUUAAUUCUGACGUGACGGACCUCUGCCGCGAGCUCGAGACUCUCCAGACACAAAAUGCUGAACUUCACGCCAAAAUUCACGCGCUAGAAACGGCUCGGUCCUCCCCGCCCUCUGCCCAGGCAGCUUCGGAACCGAUGCAAGUGGUGCCUCUAGCUCUGACGUGCGUUCCACCGCCCUCAAAAACGCCCUUGCCAAGUUGA
Molecule: messenger RNA, 642 nt
Organism: Dermacentor silvarum
Lineage: Eukaryota; Metazoa; Arthropoda; Arachnida; Ixodida; Ixodidae
Exons: 1
Coding region: 1-642 (213 amino acids)
Source: RefSeq, a predicted model, not a curated record